Kalmanozyma brasiliensis GHG001 is the source of this 1347-nucleotide messenger RNA. RefSeq lists its product as uncharacterized. Bases 1 to 1347 code for a protein of 448 amino acids. NCBI's taxonomy places the organism in Eukaryota, Fungi, Basidiomycota, Ustilaginomycetes, Ustilaginales. The record is from RefSeq and is a predicted model, not a curated record. The transcript has a single exon.
AUGUCGAACUACGCAUUCUCCGUGGACGACUGGCCACUCAAGGAUGAGAAUGGAAACCUCAUCAGUUACAAACCCGAUGUUUCCAGCCCGCCGCUACAGCGAGGAGUUCUCCGCGCAUCCUCAAGGGAAGCACCUGCGGUCCCAUGGUACAGGCUGGUGGAACAAUUCGAUCCCAAUCACACGAGACUCAACUUCGUUGGCUUUCAUGUGCCACACACGAUCGAUGCCAGCGGAUUCGACAAGGUGCGUGACAGUCUUCGUACUCUUUUUCAGAUCGCCUUUCCGUUCACAGAGGAGCCGCGCAUCAGAAUGAAUCACGGCAAUUCACGUGGCAAGAAGGGAACCUAUGUCGGCUUCGAUACACCCAGCACCAACGUGCGUUCUGGCGACAUAGUAGCUGCUGCUGCUACGUACGAAUGGAAGGCAGACGGUCAUCUGCUUGGAAAACCUUGGUACGUAGGCAUUCCGACCAACGAACUGCUCCUACCGGUCCAGUUCCUCGGAGUGCCCGAGGCUUGCAAAGAGCGCUUCAUCGACGCCUUGCCGGAAUACCUCACAACGGAGCUCGAUCCAUACGAGGCCCUCCAGAUCGUCGACAUAUGGGAGUCGCAGUCGCGACGGUCGCAAGAGUCACCUUGGACUUUUGACGGCAGGGUCCUUGCCCUCGUCGCGGUCACCGACACUGACCCCGACCCCUCGAUCACGUGUGUUAAUCACAUCGCCAGCAACUGGCCUGGGUGGUUCCAUUUCGAGGACGAGUGUCUUAUCAAGCUCCAGUACCCCAGCCGCUUCAAGUUCUGCGAGUUUUGCCUGCACACCGCUCAAGAUCUAUCCGGUCCCAAUCAACGUCACACGGACAAAGCCUGUAUCAAGAUCACAUGCGGCGUUUGCGGCCACAUUGGCCACAAUAGCGCCGAGGGCAAGCCGGACCCAGACGGGGAGAACAAGAAGGCCUGCGAACAGGGAAAGAAGAGAAGGAACGAGGAAAGAGAGGAAGCUCGCAAGAGACAGAGGAUUGAAAACGAGAAAAGAGCAGCUGAGGAGGAAGCUGCCAGGAAGGCAGCCGAAGAGGAGGAGGCCAGGAAGAAGGCUGAAGAGGAAGGAACAGCCAAGACGGCCGACGACGCUGCCGGCGCCUCGUCUGCGGACACGACGCCAACAGGCGCAGAGGUCGAGAAAGACGUCGAGGGUAACGACGAGGACGAGGUCCAAGAGAAGGGUGCCGAAGGGGCGACCGAAGCGGCCACGGAGAAGGGCCAGGACGCUGCCAGCAAGGACAACGCCGCCGGGCCUGAGGGAGAAGGCGACGACAACGAGGCCGAGGUCAAGGUCGAAGAAUCGCUGUAA